GGAAUUAUUCACGCCCGGAAAAUGAGGUGGGAAAGGGUCCGACAACAACAGCAACAAGUGGGUCUCGGUGACUCUUCUUCCGGGCCCGGUAAGAGGUGGGGACACACUUGUAACGCCAUUAAAGGAGGUAGCUUUCUCUAUGUUUUCGGUGGCUAUGGCAGAGAUAAUUGCCAGACCAAUCAAGUCCAUGUUUUCGACGCUGCAAAGCAGAUAUGGACUCAGCCAAUGAUCAAUGGCACUCCUCCUCCUCCUAGGGACAGUCACAGCUGUACAACAGUCGGCGACAACCUUUUCGUGUUUGGUGGUACUGAUGGCGUUAACCCUCUCAAGGAUUUGUAUAUUCUAGAUACUUCUUCACAUACUUGGAAAUGUCCUAGUGUUAGGGGAGAGGGACCUGAGGCAAGAGAAGGUCAUAGCGCCACGCUGGUUGGUAAAAGGCUGUUUGUCUUUGGUGGCUGUGGGAAAUCUUCUGGUAUUAAUGACGAAAUCUAUUACAAUGACGUUUACAUAUUUAAUACAGAGACUUUUGUGUGGAAACGGGCUGUUACAAUUGGGAAUCCUCCAUCUGCGCGGGAUAGCCACUCUUGCUCAUCGUGGAAGAACAAACUUGUUGUUAUAGGUGGCGAAGAUGGACAUGACUACUAUCUGUCCGAUGUUCAUAUCCUUGAUACAGAUACACUCAUAUGGAAAGAGCUGAAUACUUCAGGGCAGUUGUUGACACCUCGAGCUGGUCAUGUUACUGUUUCACUUGGGAGGAACUUUUUUGUGUUUGGAGGGUUUACAGAUGCUCAGAAUCUUUACGAUGAUCUCUAUGUGCUUGAUGUCGAUACGUGCGUAUGGUCAAAGGUUCUCACCAUGGGAGAAGGACCAUCUGCUAGGUUCUCUUCUGCAGGGGCUUGUCUAGAUCCUCACAAAGCUGGUUUUCUUGUCAUUGUUGGUGGCUGCAAUAAGAAUCUUGAGGCAUUGGAUGACAUGUUCUACUUGCACACAGGUCUUGGAUACGAUGCAAGAUUUGAUCAAAAUGUAGGGAGGUUGUCUCUAAAGAAGCAAUUGAAGAUAAAAUGCCAAGAACAAAGUCAUGCAAGUUCCUUGUACGAUAAAUCACUUGUCAGAAUCAAUAUGGAUCAUCAAGGAAGAGGAAAUUUUGGUUUGAACACUGGCCAAUUUAAUGAAGGAAAGAUGAUGUUUCAAGCCCGGAUAACCGAGAGUUACCCGGUUGGUUACACUAUGGAAACAAUGAUAGACGGAAAAGUGCUUCGUGGUGUUUUGUUUUCAAACAAGCCCAGCUCCGUUCUGGCGACCGAUCAAAGCUUUAGUAGAAAGAGGCCAGCUAUGUCGAACGGGGAUCAGGAUAACAGAUCAAAGAUAUCAAGAACUUUGAUCAAGGAUCAAGCUGAUGCUGUAGAAUCCAAAGAUUCUCCAUCAAACGGCAUGGGGGCUGGUAUUGAUACCAUCAGCAACCCUCUGGAUGUUAAUGUAACCACGAUGGCAGUGGCACCACAAGAAACAGAAACCGCUGUUGUUACUUCUGAUGCCAAGAACCAAGAUGCAACACAACUCGAUAUGGGCACUGUGAAUACAGCUCCAUCAUCAGUUCCUGAGGCAGAUGAAGCGUCUUUAGAAUCUAGAAAUGCGAUAACGAUAGAUGAUAGAGCUAACAAGACCGGACCUGGAGAGUCAUAGCUACAAAUACAAAGAUGAGAGAUUCUCCGCUAUAGACAGAGGAACAACAGCGUGAACAACAUCAUUUCUUUUCCUGUACAUUAGUCUGGAGAUAGGGUGGGUUUAAUUUAGAAUCUAAGUUAGCUUAUUGUGGUGACCGGUGAGGAUGAUGAGGAGCUUACUCUGAGUUAGUUUUUUUCUUCUUCUCUGCAAUUUUCGGUUUUUUUUUGGUUAAGUUUAACUUGCAAGCAAUGUUAUGCUUCCUCCCUCACAGUUUUUUUGCACAAUGAACUCUUACUUGUCAGUAAAAAUGGUUUAUUUUA
Arabidopsis arenosa is the source of this 1985-nucleotide messenger RNA. Lineage: Eukaryota; Viridiplantae; Streptophyta; Magnoliopsida; Brassicales; Brassicaceae. The record is from the annotation of a GenBank genome assembly.